AUGUGGGAGAUGCACAGCAUCUUGUCAAGUGCGCCGGCGGUUGGGGUGGGGUCGACCACCUCGGAUGUGGCGGGCGCCUUGGGGGCGACCAGGGCCAAAGACGAUGUAUGGUUGGUCCAAGUGGUUCUGAUGGGCACCGUUGGAGGAGGGACCGCAGGUGGUGUGGCGGAGGGCGGCGAGUGCUUCGGUGGCGGUGAACGACCAAGUGGGGGGCGGGGUGCGAGCAGCUGCGAUCGCCGUCUCAACGACCCCGUUUACAUUAGGUACGAGCCGCCUACGCAGUCGGAUGACAGUGCGCUGGGUCCCGACUUUUAUCGCUCUCGCGGUCGCCUGGUAUAUCAGCUGUCAAUUGCGCUCGCUGACGUCUUUUGGGCUCCCACGACUCAAUGCUGGGCGUACAAGUUCCUGUACGUCAACGUCCCCACUCGCGCGGCUUACCGCAAGUCCGAAAACAACCUUCUCCCCAAAGAACGGGCACUUGUGUCGGACUUCCGCCCCCCACUUGGUCGUUCACCGCCACCGAAGCACUCGCCGCCCUCCGCCACACCACCUGCGGUCCCUCCUCCAACGGUGCCCAUCAGAACCACUUGGACCAACCAUACAUCGUCUUUGGCCCUGGUCGCCCCCAAGACGCCCGCCACAUCCGAGGUGGUCGACCCCACCCCAACCGCCGGCGCACUUGACAAGAUGCUACCUGCGGUCCCUCUUCCAACGGUGCCCACCCGAACCACCUGGACGCCACAUCCAUCGUUUUUUGCGCCCUCUUCAUGA
Messenger RNA from Cryptococcus wingfieldii CBS 7118, 771 nucleotides. RefSeq lists its product as hypothetical. The record is from RefSeq and is a predicted model, not a curated record. The transcript has a single exon. Lineage: Eukaryota; Fungi; Basidiomycota; Tremellomycetes; Tremellales; Cryptococcaceae. The coding region runs from base 1 to 771 and encodes 256 amino acids.